AUGGACACUCCAUCAACCCCUGAGAAGAGAAUGGGGGCAUGGCCACCCAUCUCACCCGACACCCCCAUCUCCAAGCGGGAGAUUCAUCACGAAAUGGAUGGCUUUCCGGAAACUUUUGGAAAGAUCACCACACUGGAGCAAAUUGCUGCUGCUUCCAAAUAUGGUGCAGUCAUUCUGAACUCAAGAGACGAUCGUAUCAAGGAGCUUGCCCUCGAGACCUAUAUCGAACGGAAUUGCGACUGGGGAAAGGCCUGGGCGGAGAUCAUGAUGUACCGAUUGAUUGGCAAGUCAUCGGCCUUUUUCAUCCCCCGACAGGCCUUGGACGUUGCCCUUGUUGAGGAACUCGGCCAUGCUGUUGGUUUAUGGGUGUCGUUAGCUGCACGUGGAAUCGUGGCGAACCUAGGGCAGCAGGCUGAUAUUGAUGCUGCAACUUUGGCGGACAAACUCAACUGGUAUAUGGUGGCUUAUAAGUUGAGGAAUGAAAUCCAAGAGUGGACUAGGGAGAGUUUGAAUAUGUUGCGUUGGGAGAUAUACCAGCUGUUGCAUGGAGAAGGGGAGAAUCAAAAAGGAAAGUCUGCCCAGCUUCGAAUUGUACAGAAACCUGCCGUUCUAAAUGGACUUCGCAUUCGAGGACUGCCAGAUAACGAAGAUGAGGCACCCCGACAACAACCCACACCCAAAACUCCGCAACUUGCCAAAUUUCAAAAUCAUAUUCCAGUUCAAGAACAAUCAAAUGAGGAACAUGAAGAGCCGGGAUUUCCACAAACUCCAAAGAGUGAGCAAGUCCUUGCCAAGCGGGUGUGCAAAGUCACAGAGGACUCUCCAAAAAACAAUGAUGAAGAGCCAAGCCAGCAAGUUACCCGAAAAAGCACUCGACUCCAAAGCAUGCGGGCGGUUGACUACCGUGGUUGGGCCGGCAGAAUCCCGUACCAGAAUUCUCCAGUAGCCUCUGUACCAAUUAACAGCGAAACUACAUACCCAAAAACACCCGAUGCCCCUCAACGCGUACGCCUGGUAGUCAACAAGGAGAGCUCUGGAGUCCAACUUGGAUCCCCACCCAGCGCCCCUAAACGGGAAAAGGUCCGAAAAUUUCGCAAUCGCCGCAGCGAGGUAUUCAAUCCUGAUCAUCCCAUGCGCGGGAUUUCAAAUAAAGUAGGCACAGGUAAACAGAAGGAAGAUAAAUGCGGCCUCGUGCGUCUUUUGACUCGUCUCGAGAACAGAAACGGAGUUCUUGAAGCUACGGUCGCAGAGAAGGAGAAAGCCUGCAGCUUGGCAGAAAGUGUUGCAGACACUGCGAGAGCUGACUUGAGAAAGAGAAAUAAUGAUAUGAUGAUGACGCUACGGGGCGUGGCAAGAGUACAGGUUGAGUCGAUGAGCCAGGAACUUCAGGCUAUCGCUAUCCAGCGCUUUCUGACUAUCCAAGAUGAGGCUGAUUCGCCGCUGCAGAUGGCACUUGAUAACGAGGAUGAGGCAAGGGCUGCGCUGAGGAACGCUGAAAAGGAGCGUGUGGUGUUUGCCAAGAAGUUUGAGGAUUUCAGAUGUAUGGCAAUUGAUUUGCUUGGUGAGUAG
This is a messenger RNA of Venustampulla echinocandica, 1569 nucleotides long. RefSeq lists its product as uncharacterized. The transcript has 3 exons. The coding region runs from base 1 to 1569 and encodes 522 amino acids. NCBI's taxonomy places the organism in Eukaryota, Fungi, Ascomycota, Leotiomycetes, Helotiales, Pleuroascaceae. The record is from RefSeq and is a predicted model, not a curated record.